Molecule: messenger RNA, 3165 nt
Organism: Dimorphilus gyrociliatus
Lineage: Eukaryota; Metazoa; Annelida; Polychaeta; Dinophilidae
Source: the annotation of a GenBank genome assembly
CAUUGCAUUAUGGGAUAUUCUACUCGCCAUAUUGGAUUGGCACUGUAAUUGUCAAUACAUGAAAAGACGCUGAAAAUUUGUUAUAAUCUUAUUACCACAUUUGCAAGCUUAGUGUUUCGAAAGUGGUAAAAUUGCGCUUUCAUGAAGUUGAAAAUGAGUAGCUCGAAAACAAAGAUCAAUAUAAAAAAGAUAUCGAGGAAGUCUAAGGUUGCCAGCAACGCUUCCUCACACUGUCAGUCUCGUGAAAAGUAUUUAGAAAAUGGAUUCGAAAGAGCAGAUAUUGCAGACUUGAAACUAAGAAAAAAUUCAAGUGAAAAACGGCAUGGAAAUGAAUUUUUCCACUCUUGUUAUAGUUAUAGAGAUGUUUGCAAGCAUAGUAUUGACUUUUAUAUAUGUGCCAGUUGUAAAUGCUAUCUCAAUCGAAACGAUAACGUUUGGAAAAAUGGAAGAGAUUGUGUAUGUGAAGAUUGCAAAGGGAAGCUUACGUUAAACGGUGAUUGGAAACCUUUAGUGAUGAAUAAUAAUAGUUGUCAAAAGUCAAAGAGGUAUGAAUCUUUCGAUCAAGACGGUUGGGAUAACAUUGCUCAAAAUAUAAGGGCCAUAUUACAAGGAGAUAAAUUUAAUGACAAUGGAGAAACAAAAUUAUUAAUAGCUGAAAUAUGUAAGGAAGACGAAAGUCUAGUGUUAACUCGUCUUAUGGAACUUGCCUACGAUUGGAUGAUGGAGAGAAAGAAGCACUUGACAGGUAUUAUUGGGCAAACUAGUACCUCAAUUGAUGAGUCAACUUGUCAUUUAAGAUUAUUGCUCUCUCAAUUCCAUAAUCUCGAACACGUUGCAAAACGUCUACAACCUGUAAUAGAACCACUGCAAGGACAAAUGACUCGGUUUACUUUGUCACUUGGUCUAUAUUUACGCUAUUUAUUUAAAAUACACAUAGGUCAAGAUGAGAGAGUAGUCUCCUUCCUCACAAGUAUUGAAGAGAACUGCAAAAAAGUUAAAUUAUCGAACAUGGCAGCAGAAUUUCGUAGAACAAUGAAAGAAGUCGACGAUGAUUAUGAAGAUCUUAUAAAUAAAAUAACUAGUGAAAGAGAGGACGUUAUUGACUAUAGAGAAACGAUAUUAAGUGAAGACUUCGCGUUUUUCAAAGAACAAAGAAAGUUAUUACUUCAAAAAUCCGGUAAACAUGAGGAGAAUGAAGAAACUGCUAGAGAAAUGGAGGAGGAGUUACGAAAUAUACUCAGUGGCUGUCAUAGUGCCCAAGAAAUCUGUCCGAACUGCAAAAUUGAACGAAGCUGUUGCUGUUCAGAAUGUUGCAUUGCCCACUUUAUCACCUGCGGAAUAUUUGAUACAAGUACGGAAUGCACACCCUCACGGAAAUUACAAUUUGAGUUAGAUAGUAUAAAACCGCCAUCGAUGUCAAGCGCGUCAUCAGCAUCUGAUUAUGAAUCUACAGUAGAAGAGCCAUUAAAUGUGGAAAAUUCGACUUCCAAUCACGCUUAUUCUCGCAACAAUUAUUCACCUCCGUUGAACGAAAAUAAUGAUUAUUAUAUAGCAUCUUCGGCACCAGCCUCUCCAGAACCCGAUCCACAAAAUAAUGAUUGCAAUUGUCAGGAAUGUUCAAGUCAACCACCAAUAGAUAAAUUUCGAAGUAUGUCUUUAGAGCAAACUUCUUUAUAUGAACUUCAUACUCAUACAGAAGCUUCACCGAAGCUUUGUGCUAAUUGUGGCCAAAACAAUUUAACAAAUGACAUAGCUACGAAUACGACUAUAUCUGUCCAACGGUCUAAACGUGCUACUUCCGAAACAUCUCUUAAACAACAGGCAAAACAUCAGCAUCAGCAACAUCAAGAGGCAGAUGAAAGUAACGGUGAUCAAUGCGAAAAGCAAGGAAAAUUUUGCGAUUGUUGUUAUUGUGAGUUUUUUGGACAUUCUAAUCCUGCCGCUCCUCAAGUCAGUAAAAACUAUGUCGAAAUGAGAGAUAAACUGCGACAACGGUUAAAAAAGAAAAAAGAAACAUCAGCUCCGGAUCGGGGAUGCAAAUCGGGAGGUAGUAACAAAGCCAGUUAUGACUUAAGAGAUGCAAAUGUUGACGAGCUCGUUGCGUUCAUUGAAGGCGAUUCGAAAGAAAAGAGUGCAAAAGCACAAAAAAGAGCAAGGCAAAAACAAAAGAAACUGGAAGAGAAGGCUAAAAGAGAAACACAACGGUCCCAUUCUGCUUCUUCCACCAUUCGGUCCUCCUCUACCAAAACUUCAAAUGAACGAUCAACUCCCUCACCAUCUCCAUUAUCUCCGUCUUCUCCUCCUCAGCCUCCUUCAUAUUCAACAAUUCCUACCAGUAAUCCUUCCGAGUUUCAGCUGCAAAUUAGGGCUGAUGGUCAGUUACAUUUUGUUUCACCAACACGGGGAGAAAGAAAAGUAGCUGUAGCCAAAAGAAAGCAUCCAGAGCGAAAAGCCUGUGGAAUACUACAAAACUCUGGUAUAUCAUCGCAACACUAUCUCAAAGUGAAGCGCUCGCAGACUAUCGACAGUUCGGCUAAACUAGCUUUGGACUUCUUUCAUCAGCCAGACCUUUCAACGCUAGAAAAGGUUUUUAGUGAACGUUUGCAACCGCUUCCCCAGGAAAGAUUGGAGAGAAAAAACAAAGAAGGUUCAAUGCAAACUGCUGUAGAUGUAGCUCCCCAAAUGCCAAUACAAGAUAUUUUGAGUUUAGAACAACAACAAAUUCGGCAAAAGAAGAAAGCAACACGUAAGACAACAGCGGUAACUACUUUAGCAACUACUACAACAACUGUAGCAUCAACGGCAACAGAAUCCCCAGCAGCGACAACAUCUACGUCUUCAAAAAGGGUCAAUAGUGAGUCGGAAGGAAGUCCAGUUGCUCCGGAAACCCGUCAAGUUAAUGGCGAUGAAAAAAGCGAUCGUAAAAUUUCACCAAAGAGUGAUGCUUCUCGGAAAAAGAAAAAUAAGAAGAAGAACGGCGAAGGGGGUGGUGAAGAUUAUAUGGACGUGUUCAAUCCUAAAUUGGAUGAGAAAGAAUUGGAUGAUGCUGAAAGGGAGUUAGAACAAUUUAAAAAAUUUUGCCAAGAAAGCUCUACUAUAAAGCCAGAACGACGGAAGAAGCUAAACAUUAAUUACAAGGAUUUAGUGGUGAAGCGUAAGCAGUAA